AUGGAACUCGACGAAAAUACCAAUCCAUUUACUUGUGAAGAUAUCACAAACUUUCAUAAGUUGGCUCAAGAUAAUGGGGCCGUUUUCACGACCAAAUCGUUAGUGAAUUCAAUUCGUCAAAUUUCUCCAAUUCAGCAAUUUAAAGAUAUAAAUAAUGACGAGGAUGAAAUUAGUAGUGAUUUGCAACUAGCAUUUCCUUCAAUUCCAGAAAAGGAUAUUUCCGAAGAUCGUAAAUCAUACGAAACCGUUGAUCUAGUGGAAAAAAUACAACAAAAGUUUCCCAAACAUGAACUCCAGUUUUGGGAAUUUCAAGAAAUAAGCACGUGCCUUCCUGAAGUGGUUAUUGCUAUCGGAAUAAAAGCGAUAUCUUGCAAGUUUACGUUGGACGAUAAAUCAAUCGGAUACGACCACGCGAUGUCUAUCUCCACUCGAGACUUCCGUACUAUGGUGACUAAUAUUAGGACAGUUGAAGUUGCACUAGGGACAGGGAAAAAAGACAAGCUCUCCCCAUCUGAACUGCCAUGUUUUAAAAAGUUGUUCAAAAGCGUUGUAGCUGCGAAAAAUUUAGAGCGUGGAUCCAUAUUAAAAGCGGAAGAUAUGAAAAUCAAAGUUAGUGACACACAGAGCAUGUGUGGAUUUUACUUCCCAGUAGUAAUCGGUCGACAGUUAUUAUCUGAAGUUGAUGAAGAUGAUCCAAUUUUUGUUUCUGAUUUUGAUGGACUGCAACAUUAUACGAAUUAUAUGCCAUACGAUGAACCAGUACCAGAUUAUACCGAAUAUAUAACUGAAAUCGAUCUGGGCCGAUCCAUACAUUUUAAAAGCCCAUGUUAUAUUAUCGCUGAAAUAGGACAAAAUCAUCAAGGUGAUAUAAUGAUGGCUAAAAAACUGAUCAAAUUGGCCAAAAAAUGUGGCGCGGACUGUGUAAAGUUUCAAAAAAGUUGCAUAAACGAAAAAUUUACGUUGUUGGCCAGAAAUAGACUGUACAACAGUAAAAAUUCUUUCGGCGCGACUUACGGUGAACACAAACAUUUCCUAGAGUUUAAUGAAGAUCAAUACAAGGAACUGCGGAGGUAUGCAGUAAAAAAAGUAGGAAUUCAUUUCACUGCAUCGGCAAUGGACCCGGUUUCAUUUGAUUUCAUUGUUAACCUCAAAGUGCCGUUCGUGAAAAUCGGUUCGGGCGAAUCAGGCAAUGUGAUGUUAUUGGAAAAGGCGGCUAAGGCUUACGUCCCGUUGGUCAUAUCUACCGGCAUGCAGACGCUGGCUGACAUACGAAUUACUUACGAGACCGUCAGCCGGUACCAUAACUAUUUCGCACUGUUACACUGCGUAUCCGCUUACCCGACGCCGCCGGACGAGGCCAACCUGAAUAUGAUCAAAACGCUUCGCAAGACUUUUCCGAACACGAUCAUUGGUUAUUCCGGCCACGAAGUGGGCUCUUCUCUGACAGCUGCGUCAGUAGCACUCGGUGCCAAAGUAAGAAUAUGA
Macrosiphum euphorbiae (potato aphid) is the source of this 1485-nucleotide messenger RNA. NCBI's taxonomy places the organism in Eukaryota, Metazoa, Arthropoda, Insecta, Hemiptera, Aphididae. The record is from the annotation of a GenBank genome assembly.